Molecule: messenger RNA, 2335 nt
Organism: Zingiber officinale
Lineage: Eukaryota; Viridiplantae; Streptophyta; Magnoliopsida; Zingiberales; Zingiberaceae
Product: putative pentatricopeptide repeat-containing protein At3g47840
Exons: 1
Coding region: 9-2225 (738 amino acids)
Biological process (GO): RNA modification
Molecular function (GO): protein binding; RNA binding
Source: RefSeq, a predicted model, not a curated record
CUAGUAGGAUGAUGAUUUUUUACUGCAAUAUUAACAUGCGUCCCAUUCCUUGCUCACCAACUGAGACAUUGACCAUGAAGGUCGCGCCCAUUUCCCCACGGCUCAGACUGUUCCGGUUCGCACAUCCGGCCCACUCGUCCUUCACCCAAACCCUCCCUUCCGGCCCCGCCGUGGUCUACGAAACCAACACACAGUUGCGGCAACUCGUCAAGUCCGAUCGCCUCCUUGACGCCCGCCUCCUGUUCGAUGGAAUGCCCCACCGCGAUAUCGUCUCCUGGACCGUCCUUAUCUCCGGCUACGUCUCCUCCUCCGCCUCCCACGAGGCCCUCUGCCUCUUCUCCUCCCUCGUCCGCUCCGCCGAUCCCUCCCUCGACCCGGACCCCUUCGUCCUCAGCGUCGUCAUCAAAGCUUGCGCUUACGGCCCCGGCCUCCGCCCUCACGGACGCUGUCUCCAUGCUUACACACUCAAAUCGGGGAGGCUUGUUGGCUCUGUUUUUGUCGCUACCGCCCUCUUGGAUAUGUACUCCAAGACCGGCGACCCUGCAUCCGCCCUCCAGGUGUUCGAUGAAAUGCCCUUCCGAAAUGCCGUCUCCUGGACGAGCGCUGUCUCCGCUCUCGUCCGCGCAGGGAGGUGCCGACGAGCCGUCCGGUGUUUCGCCGACAUGUGGGCCUCCGGCGUGCCGUGCGACUCCCACACUUAUGCUACCGCCCUCAAGGCCUGCGCCGACGCACGCCUGCUCGCACGCGGCCGUGAAAUCCACGCACAGACCGCGAAGCUCGGGCUGGAAACUGCACCGUUCGUGGCUAACACGCUCGCUGCGAUGUACACCAAGUGCAGCGUCCUUCGGGAAGGUCUCGUCUUGUUGAACCGUGUGCGCUCCCUCGACGUGAUUGCGUACACGACCAUCAUCGCUGCCUACGUGCAGGAGCGCCGCUACGAGGAAGCUGUUCUUGCUUUCUUCAGGAUGCAGUCGGACUCCCUAGAGGCGGUAAGCCCCAACAAUUACACUUUUGCAGCUGUGAUCUCGGCAUGCGUUGGGCUCGCCUACCUCGAGCUGGGGGAGCAGUUGCACGCGAGCGUCAUUCGGCGGGGCUUCGCCGUCGCCAGUUCGGUGUCCAACGCCCUCGUUACUUUAUAUGCCCGCGCCGGCCUCCUUGCCUCCGCCUACGCAAUGUUCCGGGAAACGAGGACAAAAGAUAUCGUCUCAUGGACAGCUAUCAUCUCCGGUUUCUCCCUGGAGUGUGAGAUCGAGAAGGCUUUUGCUCUGUUUGACGAAAUGCGGCGCGAUGGGUGGCCACCUCCCAACGAGUUUACCUUCUCCAGCCUGCUCAGUGUAUGCGCCUCCUCGGCAGCGCUAGACAUCGGCCGGCAACUCCAUGCCCGCGCAAUAGUCGAUGGGUCUGACGCUGAUGUGAUGAUCACAAGCGCACUGAUCGCCAUGUACUCGAAAAGUGGGAGCCUCGAAGACGCGGCACAGGUAUUCGAAGGGCGCGGUUCCGAGGAGGUGGUGUCGUGGACCGCUAUGAUCAUCGGUUACGCAGAGCAUGGCCGAAGCGCGGAGGCAAUCGAGCUGUUUGAGCGGAUGCAGCGCACGCCGGGGCUGGCUCCCGACGGAGUUGCAUACAUCGGGGUGCUCACGGCGUGUUGCCACGCCGGCCUGGUGGAUCGUGCUCUGCAGUACUUGGAAUCGAUGAGGGAGCAGGGGGUGGAUCCCGGGAGGGAGCAUUACGGCUGCAUCGUGGAUUUGCUGGGGAGGGCAGGGAGAGUGACGGAGGCGGAGAAAGUGCUCGAGGAAAUGCCGAAGAGCGAGGUGGACGCGGUGGCUUGGGCAUCGUUGAUGAGGGCGUGCGCGGCGAAGGGGGACGUGGAGGGUAUGAGGAGGGCAGCGGCAACGGUGAAGGAGCUGGAGCCGCGCGGAGCGGCGGCAUACGUAGUGUCUGCUAACAUAUACGCAGGGCAAGGGAGGUGGGCAGAAGCAGCGGCGGAGAGGAAAUGGAUGAGGGAGAAGGGGUUGAGGAAGGAAGCGGGAUGGUCCUGGGUGGCCGUCGGCAGGGAGGCGCUAGGGGUGUUUGUAGCCGGGGGUGGCUCUCACCAGAAAAUGGAGGACGCCAUCUACUACAUGCUUGAGCUGGUCGACUAUGAAGCGAGGAUGGCAGGAGAUAUCACCAUGAGAGCAGAGUUUGAAUUCGAAGAAGAAGGAGAAGAAUGCAGGGUGAGUUGUUGAAAGUGCGGCUUAGUCAAACGGUCUAUAUUCAAUGAACCUUUUCAUAUAUUUUAUAUUAGUUAAUUUAUAAAGGGUUUGUAUUGCAUAAUAAAAACCACAACUUUAUCUUA